Messenger RNA from Agrilus planipennis (emerald ash borer), 737 nucleotides. It is a transcript of the gene Arpc5, whose product is annotated as actin-related protein 2/3 complex subunit 5. Gene Ontology annotation, molecular function: actin filament binding. The transcript has 3 exons. Gene Ontology annotation, cellular component: cytoplasm; Arp2/3 protein complex; actin cytoskeleton. Gene Ontology annotation, biological process: regulation of actin filament polymerization; cell migration; Arp2/3 complex-mediated actin nucleation. NCBI's taxonomy places the organism in Eukaryota, Metazoa, Arthropoda, Insecta, Coleoptera, Buprestidae. The record is from RefSeq and is a predicted model, not a curated record. Bases 199 to 648 code for a protein of 149 amino acids.
CGUUUUGCAAUCAUAUACCAUUCAUAUACUCAAUACUCAUAUACUUGCAGUGAUGGUGGCCACUGAUAAGACGUAACAUAGACUGUAUUUCUUUUCUAGGGACGAUAUUCAUGGAUGAUUCAUGAGUAGUUAUUAUUCCAUAAAUUAAUGUUUAGGGAAUACAAUACUUUCGGAUAAGAAAGAAAAAAUAAUUUUAUAAUGGCCAAAAAUACGUUCAGUUCAGCAUUUCGAAAAAUAGACGUCGACCAAUAUAAUGAAGAUAAUUUUAAGGAAGAUGAUGGAGAACUUGGUGGAACAGGCCCAAAUGAAAACGACGUGAUGGUACUUCUAAACCAAGGAAAAUAUAUUGAUGCUCUAAAAGCAGUCAUAAACUCUUCUCCUUUGGGAUCAAAAAAUCAACACCUUAAGGAUCAAGCUUUGAAUAUUACUUUGAAGGUGCUUUUAUGUAUAAGAGUUCCACAAAUUGAAGAAGCUGUACAAGCAUUAACAUCUGAUGAACUUGACAUACUGAUGAAAUAUGUGUACCGUGGUUUUGAAAAUCCUACUGAAGGUAGCAGUGGACAUCUUUUGCAUUGGCAUGAGAAAAUUUAUGGCAUUGGUGGAGUUGGCUGUAUUAUACGAGUUUUAUCAGAUACUAAACGUGCUUAACUACAACAAUUUUAUAUCAUAUGUGGUUUAUUGAAUUAAAUAAAUUUAUGUAAUUGCAAACAGUAGUUUAUUAAAAAUUACCGUAGAAA